AUGGAGCUAGCCAAGAGAACCAAAGUCAGGAUUAGAGGGCCGGUUAGGACCACCGGCGCCAACAACCCUCCUUUCAUCUCCCCGAUAUUCGUGCCCCCGCCGCCUAGGGCGACGUCGGCCGAGAGAUUACACGGAGAACCGCAUCGUCGUCCCUGGCCAACAUCGACGGUAUUCUUCAGCGGGCCGCGAGACACUGACACCAAGUGAUCGACCCCCGGGUCCUACAUUGUUGUAGGAGACUUCAAUACCCACCAUCCCGACUGGGGCCCCCGCGCCCGCCCUAGCCCCAAGGUGGACAUGAUCAGGGCCUGGAUAGCGGCGAGGCCCUUCACAUCCUUAGCUUUGAGGGCCCGACACACCGCGGCGGUGGGACUAUUGAUCUCGCCCCUGGCCCAGCCAGGGUUUUCGUGGAGUUCGCCCAUUGGGCCUGAGACCACCGCGCGAAGGUGGUCUCAGUGCCCGGCCGCCCCCCAGCCGCCUGCUCCCGCCAAGGUGCCUCCCCAGGUCCCGCUUCGAGGAAGGUUACCCGGCUACUCCAAUCCUUGCUCCCCCCCAGCCCCGGCCAACUUGCCGACCGGGAAGAGCUCGAACACUUUUGUCUGGUCCGUCUUCGACGUCCUCUCCGGGGUCAUGGGCCGCUCCUCUAACCCGCCCCGACAAGCACACAAACAGCGCUCCCUGGCGGUCAGAGAUACGGAGCAGGUGACCGCGUACUUGGCCAUCCAAGUCUUCCGUCUUGCUAGGGCGCAAGAAGGCUCCCGCCCGGCCUGGCUCGGUCCCCACCUUCCUCCUGGGUGGGCGGCGAGGCUCGCUGCGCCGCCCGACGACGUGGAGCUCAAGGACGCCUUUCUUGGAGCCGCCUCCAACACUCCAGGCCCAGAUGGGGUGCCACUAGCAUUCGUGAGGCACGCCUGGGGGUUCAUACGCCCGGCUGCCCGGGCUAUUGCCGAAGGCUGCAUCGCGCUCGGGGUCUUCCCUAGGGCUUUCAAACAAGUGACUGUGGUCACCCUAUCAAAGCCGGGUAGGGACCCCCGGUUAUACAAAGGCUGGCAGCCCAUUACCCUCCUGUCGACAUUCGGCAAGGGGUUGGGAGAGGCGUAA
Thermochaetoides thermophila DSM 1495 is the source of this 1101-nucleotide messenger RNA. The record is from the annotation of a RefSeq genome assembly. NCBI's taxonomy places the organism in Eukaryota, Fungi, Ascomycota, Sordariomycetes, Sordariales, Chaetomiaceae.